AUGAAAAAACUUUCGCCAGAUGAGGCUUUCUAUGAAAAUUUAACAUUGGGCUUGGGCAGCGUCUUAAUUUCGCCUUCUCUAAUAGAGUCCGUGCCGCGAGUAUCUAAUAUUAUAUGUGAAAAACGGGAACCGUGUCAGAAAACGCAAGUAAUGACUUGGGAGCAAAGGCAUGGUGUCUAUUUGCCCGAGGAUAUGAAAAAAUUUUAUCUGUCCACCGACGGUUUAUUGCUACAUUGGAGUUACCAAUACGGAGUAAAUGAUAUACGACGUGUGGGAUAUAUAAAUAUUCCUCACUUAGUACAGAUCACAUUAUUACGCGAGAAUGUUGAAUCAAAUGUGCAACAUACGGCAAAUGCUGCAAAUGCAGCUGGCGCCCCAAUCGCAACAUGUAUUUCAGAUUCUUCUAAGCGUUCAUCAUCCGAUACUUCGUUUAGUACUAAUAGCUCAGCUACAAUAGUUUCUGGCUCGACAUCGAUGUCUUGUACGACGGUGUCUGCAAGCCCUUCUAAAGAUCAAUGGGGGCAUCCUCUGCCUAUUAUCGGGCCAAAAACAAAGAUAUUUGAAUUUAAUAUGGUCAAUGACGUAGCUAAAGUGUGUCUGAUUUACGAUACCACCGGCUCUAACACCCUCAAAAUUUAUAUGUUGGAAUUAAAUGGACAAAAAUGGGUAUUUCUCGCCGAUAGCUUCAGCGAAUAUUUGCGUAUGGCCAUUGCUCAUUUAGGUUUACCAUACUGGGAAUUAUGCUUUUCCUCAUGUGGUCUGCCAUCAUGGACGGAGCAAUUAUUUUUAUUGUUAGCGGCUUUAAAUUUAAAACGGAAUAUAUUCGCAUCUAAGCUAUUGUAAGGACGUUCUGGAGCGGGGUCAACUAUCCUGGCACGACGUUCUUCACGCUCUUCGAGCAGGUGAGGAGCCAACAAUAAAAAUGUAAAUGUGAAACGUUGAAGACAAGCGCCAACAAAAAUAAAAUCGAACAGUCCUGGUAGAAUAUUUGCAUCAGAUAUUUCCCAAUUUACUACCACUAGCAGCGCAAUUUGAAACAUAAAUUUAAUGAUUGUUGUGCGAUAUGUCAAGGUCAUGUAAUAAUAAUGUUCAUCAGAUCGCCCCUUUAACAGCUUGAUGGUCAGUGAUCGGUGGUCGGUGUGUGGAAUCGUUUAGUCCGUUUUGUAUUCGGUUCGUUUACAAAACUCAUGAUUGCGAUCUUAAAAAACUGCCUUCAAAUAUGUUCUUAUAACUCUUCAAGGGGUCAGUUCGAAGAUUAUCUAAAUCAGCAACGUCCAAGGAUCCAUCGAUACUUAUCAUGUAGCAAUAAGACGCAGUAUGUACGGGUCGUUUAUAAAGACAAAAAGACAACCACGUGUCAAAAUGUAGAAGAUAAUCAUGUAGGUGAAAAUUAACUUUCGAAAACGAAAGCGAUAAUUAAAUGAAUCGAAAAAUGUCUGAGGUGCACGAUGUGAUGUGAUGUACAUCAGGCAAAUGAAUCUUUGUCCUAUUUUGCAAGCAAAUAUCGUUGACAAGAGUCAGUAGUGGUUAUUAAAAAAUUUUUGGUUAUUUCUAGACCAAACUUUGUAUAAUAUUUAGCGAAAUUUUACAGUUCAAAUACAGGGAUAACACUAAAUAAGAUAAAGAAGUUCGAUGCACAACCAUUUCUUUUUUUCAUAGAUUUUGCUUCUUCUUGAAUUACAUCUAUAUUCGUAGUGCUAUAUAAAUUUAGGUGGACGCAUUUCUCGUUGCUAAUUAAUGUAUUAAAGUUUUGGCAUUCAUCAUAUCUUGAGU
Molecule: messenger RNA, 1773 nt
Organism: Glossina fuscipes
Lineage: Eukaryota; Metazoa; Arthropoda; Insecta; Diptera; Glossinidae
Product: tubulin polyglutamylase complex subunit 2
Exons: 4
Coding region: 1-843 (280 amino acids)
Biological process (GO): protein polyglutamylation
Source: RefSeq, a predicted model, not a curated record